UAUGUUUGCUCGACAAAUAGGUGCUAAUGAUGUUUAUACCAAUCAAGAAUAAAUCAUUCCUCUUAAUAUUAGAUUGAUGAAAUAAAUAAAAGUCUCGCCUUGUGAAAGAAAAGCAAUAUUAAACAAAUCUAAUAUUACCUACUUAAAUGUAAUAAGUCGAAAACAAAAUUGCAUUCAAUAAUAAAAUAAAGGAAUAAUUACUAUUAAUGAUGAUACAGAUUCUAUUAAUCUUAUCAUAAAUUUAAUAUCGGAAUUCGAUCAAAAUUUAUUUAAUAAAAUCAAUUAAGACCUUCAAGGAUUAUUUUAUUAUAAUUAUAUUUUGAAAGCCAGAGUAUACAAAAGAGAAGUCUUCUUUGAUAUUUAGACUAUACAAUAGGUAAAUUAAUCAGCAAUGAUAACAUAUUAAAUGAUAAAAGUCCUAACUUGGGCAAGAUUACAUGAUGGAUUGAAACAAUAGAUGUAAGCAAGAUUGGAAAAUGAAGAAGAACAAUAGAUACUUAUUGAAGUUAGUAAUUGGAAUGAAGAUGUAAAAAUCAAUAAUAUUUUAUUAAAGAUCUUAACAUAUUUAGGUAAAUAUCCAAAUUCAGGAAAGAGUUUAGAUGAAAUAAUAUAGAAUUUUAAAGUUUCUAAUAAUAUUGAACUUUAGGACAUAAAGUAUUUUUUAUAAUUAUAAAUAGAAAAUCUAUUUCAUUUUUAUAAAAAGAGGGAAAAAUAAAAAAUGAAAAUGAAUUAUUCAUUCUAGUUAACUUUAGAUGA
Molecule: messenger RNA, 756 nt
Organism: Paramecium pentaurelia
Lineage: Eukaryota; Ciliophora; Oligohymenophorea; Peniculida; Parameciidae
Source: the annotation of a GenBank genome assembly